Messenger RNA from Pyrenophora tritici-repentis Pt-1C-BFP, 756 nucleotides. RefSeq lists its product as uncharacterized. NCBI's taxonomy places the organism in Eukaryota, Fungi, Ascomycota, Dothideomycetes, Pleosporales, Pleosporaceae. The record is from RefSeq and is a predicted model, not a curated record.
AUGAGUGUUGCUUUACCAGAUACAAGCCCGAUCACGUUCAGCGGCUUCGUUGACUGGAUGUUCAAAGGUUCCUCGGAAGAGAGUGUGACUGACCAGCUUGACCCCACGGCUAUACAUCCUUACGCCGCUGACUGGAUUCUGGGAGCCAAACUUGAGUGCAUUGACUUCCAGAACUACGCUAUGGAGAAACUCUACAAUCACACCCUCGAGGGAUCAGAUAACCCCCUCGUGGUCACACCUGCAGCCAUGGACAAAAUGCUCACCAACGAAGGGAACAUCUACCUCCAAUGGUUCAUGCGAUGUUUUGUUUGUACUCAUUUCAAAAAUGAAUCCCUGGUAAAGGGCGAAUUGUACGAAUGGAUUGGGGUCGCGCAGAAACAUUAUCUCUUUCUCAGAGAUCUACUGAUAUCGCUCAAAUAUAAUACUGGAGUUAAAGAAAUGCCGCCUAGGGAACGCUACAUUUUGAAGAAGAAGGAAACGUCGCCAAUACCUUCUACGGACAAAACAAAUGGAAUGGUAACGCCUGCAAAGAGGGGUGCUGAUGGUACGCCUAAAUCCAAGGACACCUUAGCUCUACGAGGAGAGGUGGUGGGAUCAUCGAGGGCAGACACCAGGGAAGCCUCGAUUGCAAAUGACAAGACCGGCAACACAGUCAAAGGUGAUGGCAAGGUAGUAAAAGAAGAGAAGACCGAAGUCGUCACGCCAGGGAACUUGACGCAAGCCGGGACUAUCAAAUGUGAGCUCACUGAUACUUGA